AUGGCUGAUAUAUCGAGAACCCUCCCGUUGACUCGAGACUCAGUCAUUGAAGCUCACAAGCUCAUCAGGCCAUAUGUCCACUAUACACCAGUUCUGACCAACCGGACUAUCACAGAGUUGGCCUCAAAGCCUCGUACAGCGGAGGAUCUUGAGGGAACUCGCUAUGCUGGUAGGACUCCGGCACGACCAGUGCUGAGACUAUGGUUUAAAUGCGAGAAUAUGCAACGCAUUGGGGCUUUCAAGGCGAGAGGUGCUUUUCACGCAGUUGAGAGGCUGAAGCAAGAGCCUGGAUGGUUAGAGGGAGGGGGAAAAGAGAAGGGCGUUGUGACACAUAGUUCUGGAAACCAUGCUCAAGCAUUAGCUCUUGCUGCUCGUGAGAGUGGCAUCAAAGCCCAUAUUGUCAUGCCAGAGAUCUCCAACCCUAAGAAGAUCGCCGGAACAAAAGGUUACGGUGCUCGCGUCAUCUUCAGCGGCAGCACAUCAACAGAGCGCGAGGCCAUGGCAGCAAAGGUUAUUGCCGAGACGGGGGCACGUCUGGUGCCGCCUUACGACCACCCGGAUAUUAUGCUCGGCCAAGGAACUAUGGGGUUGGAGUUUCAGCAGCAAGUCGCUGUGCUGAUGACUGAUGAGACUGUGGUUAACGGCCAGAGGAAGUUCAGGGCGCCUAUUACUGGACGGGACAAUGCAGCGCUGGGGGCCAAGAAGGAGAAGUCAGGGUUGGACGCCAUCAUGACGCCGCUCGGUGGCGGUGGUAUGCUCUCCGGUGUUGCCCUCAGCUGUGAGGGGACCGGAAUUCGAGUCUUUGGCUCAGAGCCAUCCUUCGAUGGCGCUGACGAUGGCAAGCGAGGAUACGAGUCGGGCUCGAGAAUCACAUCGGUGAAGUCUCUCACCGUGGCCGACGGACUGCGUACUCCAGUAGGCGAGCAUCCCUGGUCAGUCAUCUACGGGCGUCGUCUGGUGUCGGGCAUCUACAGUGUAACGGACGAUGAGAUCCUGUCGGCUAUGAAGUUGGUGUUUGAGCGGUUCAAGUUGGUUGUUGAGCCGAGUGCCUGUGUUCCGCUGGCGGUGGCACUGUACGAUGAAGAUUUUAGAUCAAUGGUGGAGAAAGAGGCUGGUGAAGAUGGUUGGGAUCUUGGGUUGGUGUUAAGUGGUGGUAAUGUUGGUCUUGAUGCUGUUGGUAAGCUCUUUGCAGAUAGUACAUAG
Messenger RNA from Fusarium sp. VM40, 1203 nucleotides. Lineage: Eukaryota; Fungi; Ascomycota; Sordariomycetes; Hypocreales; Nectriaceae. The record is from the annotation of a GenBank genome assembly.